Molecule: messenger RNA, 684 nt
Organism: Perognathus longimembris pacificus (Pacific pocket mouse)
Lineage: Eukaryota; Metazoa; Chordata; Mammalia; Rodentia; Heteromyidae
Gene: Caps
Product: calcyphosine
Exons: 5
Coding region: 105-674 (189 amino acids)
Cellular component (GO): vesicle
Molecular function (GO): calcium ion binding
Source: RefSeq, a predicted model, not a curated record
GCCAGCAAGACUCCAGGACAGGCACAGACCAGGUGAGCAGCAAGGGGUCCUGGCUGCCCGAGUGUGGAGUCCCAGCGAGCCCUCUUCCCUCCAGCCGCCCCAGCAUGGACACGGUGGAUGGCAUCAUGGAGAAGCUACGGGCGCAGUGCCUGUCACGAGGGGCCUCAGGCAUCCAGGGCCUGGCCAGGUUUUUCCGCCGCCUGGACAAGGACGGGAGCCGGUCCCUGGAUGCCGGGGAGCUCCGGCGGGGCCUGGCUGAGCGGGGCCUGGCGCUGGAUGCAGCCGAGGCGGACGCUGUGUGCCAGCGCUGGGACCGAGAUGGCAGCGGGACCCUAGACCUGGAGGAGUUUCUGCGUGCGCUGCGGCCCCCCAUGUCCCAGGCCCGUAAAGCAGUCAUCGCUGCUGCCUUCGCCAAGCUGGACCGCAGCGGGGAUGGCGUGGUCACAGUGGAGGACCUCCGCGGGGUGUACAGUGGCCGGGCUCACCCCAAGGUGCGGAGUGGGGAAUGGACAGAGGACGAGGCCCUCCGCCACUUCCUGGACACCUUUGAGGCCUCUGACAAGGAUGGACAGGUCACACUGGAAGAGUUCCAGGACCACUACAGCGGCCUCAGCGCCGCCAUGGACACCGACGAGGAGUUUGUGGCCAUGAUGACGAACGCCUGGAGGCUGUGAGCAGCCCAGU